AUGGAGGAGGAGCUUUAUGGCCUCUAUGACCGCCAGAUAAGGCUUUUUGGGAAAGGUACGCAGAGACUAAUAGAGGAAGCCCGUGCCGCCGUAAUCCAGGGUGCCCCGUACGUAUUAGGAGAAGGCAAAAGAUCCAGCGAUAUAGGAGGUGAAAUACUAAAGAAUCUUGUUCUCCUUGGUGUAGGAGAGGUGACUGUAAACAGGCAUGUUAUCACCUCCUUCAAAAGGAUGUUUGUUAAUGAAAUCAGCAAGAUAAAUGAAAAAAUAAAGGUAGUGGUUGUUGAUGACGAGAAAGCAUUCAAAGCCUGGUGUGAAUAUGCUCUCGUUAUAUUUAUUGACCACAAGGAGCAGUCAGUCUCCACAAGCAUCUUUGUGUGUUCUAAAUGCAUGGCGUUUCAUCCGCUAGGAAAAAGUCACUUAUGUAAGGAAUAUGGCAAUAUUUCAGCUGCCCAUGAUUGCCUCCUUGGUGCAAUAAUUGUACAAGAGUGGGUGAAGAAGCUUCAGGGGAAGCCCUUUGUUAGUGAAUACCAGCUCAAAGUAUGA
Messenger RNA from Encephalitozoon hellem ATCC 50504, 543 nucleotides. RefSeq names its product E1 ubiquitin activating enzyme-like protein. Gene Ontology annotation, molecular function: ubiquitin-like modifier activating enzyme activity. Bases 1 to 543 code for a protein of 180 amino acids. NCBI's taxonomy places the organism in Eukaryota, Fungi, Microsporidia, Unikaryonidae. The transcript has a single exon. The record is from RefSeq and is a predicted model, not a curated record.